AUGAAUCAGAUCGAAGAAAUACGCACUGCCAGCAAAGUCCACCUGUAUGACGAGAGCUCUCUAAUUCACAGAUCUACUCGGAACAAGGAAACAGUUAAGGAUUUGUUAUUAGUCAAAGGAAACGCAGAACUAAUAGGACACGGGCAUGGUUUACCAUGGGGAAUAGCUGGUCCCGGCGUGCUGAUCUUAACUAAAGGUCGGAGACGCGAGGGACACCCCGUGUACGGGUAUGGAGAACCCACUUCCAGGUGGGUGCCAGGGGCUUCACCAAAGAACAAAACGAAAGGUAGCAGGAGCAGUCACUCUGUAAAGAAGACAUUCGAAGACCACAUAUAUGAUGCGGUGGCUGAACUCCCAAUCUACGCGGUCAUUGACAAGAAGAAGAAAGAGAGGAAUCGCGCAGGAGACGAGGGAGACUUGCAUUACGCAGAGAUCCAGGUGCUAACUGAUCCAGCCCCAAACUACCACCUCUCCCUCAGCAGCAAGAGGCUGAAAAAACAACGACAGAACAAUGCCACAGUGUAUGCCACCAUUGACUUCCCUGCAGAGCGUAGAUCAGCACACAGCACAGCAAGAAACACCAUCGACUUCCCUGCAGAGCGUAGAUCAGCACACAGCACAGCAAGAAACACCAUCGACUUCCCUGCAGAGCCUAGAUCAGCACACAGCACAGCAAGAAACACCAUCGACUUCCCUGCAGAGCCUAGAGCAGCACACAGCACAGCAAGAAACACCAUCGACUUCCCUGCAGAGCCUAGAGCAGCACACAGCACAGCAAGAAACACCAUCGACUUCCCUGCAGAGCGUAGAUCAGCACACAGCACAGCAAGAAACACCAUCGACUUCCCUGCAGAGCCUAGAGCAGCACACAGCACAGCAAGAAACACCAUCGACUUCCCUGCAGAGCGUAGAUCAGCACACAGCACAGCAAGAAACACCAUCGACUUCCCUGCAGAGCCUAGAGCAGCACACAGCACAGCAAGAAACACCAUCGACUUCCCUGCAGAGCCUAGAUCAGCACACAGCACAGCAAGAAACACCAUUGACUUCCCUGCAGAGCGUAGAUCAGCACACAGCAGAUCAAGCAACACCACAGACUUCCCUCCAGAGCCUAGAUCAUCACACAGCACAGCAAGAAACACCACUGACUUUCCUGCAGAGCCUAGAGCAGCACACAGCAGAUCAAGCAACACCAUACUUCCCUCCAGAGCAGAUCAGCACACAGCACCGCAAGAAACACCAUGA
Molecule: messenger RNA, 1245 nt
Organism: Polyodon spathula (Mississippi paddlefish)
Lineage: Eukaryota; Metazoa; Chordata; Actinopteri; Acipenseriformes; Polyodontidae
Exons: 6
Coding region: 1-1245 (414 amino acids)
Source: RefSeq, a predicted model, not a curated record